Molecule: messenger RNA, 1527 nt
Organism: Pistacia vera
Lineage: Eukaryota; Viridiplantae; Streptophyta; Magnoliopsida; Sapindales; Anacardiaceae
Exons: 3
Coding region: 290-1171 (293 amino acids)
Source: RefSeq, a predicted model, not a curated record
ACCCAAGUCCCAGGAAAUGCGUGUUAGUUACUGCAAGAAUUGAAAACAACACUGCAGCGUGACCGCCUUUAUCUUUCUUUAGAAGUUAAACUUAAAACCUACUGAAUUUCCAAUCUCAAAACCCUAGAUUCCAAACUCUCAAAAGUUAGGUAACAAAUUGGUUCGAUUUAAUGGUUUUAAGAUCAUGUGCAGUUCUUGAUACAACUUGCUGCAAUUAGGGUUACCGAAACUAAUUCAUUUGCUCGUUGUUGAACACGAUAUUCAGUCUUGACCUAAUUCUCGAUAUUCAAUGGCGAUAUUUGGCGACGCGCUGCGGCAAGCGUUCAUGCCAAAGCAUGAGUACGAGAGCCUGCGAGAGGAGGACAGAGCAUGGUUUAAACUUCAAAGACCGUUCUUGAUUUCGUUUGUGACGUUGAUUUGCGUUGUAAUUUUGGUAUGUACUGUUGUGAGUUUGAAAAUUGUGUUUCCUAGCGAUUAUGGAAAGAGGCCAUUUUGUGGAGACUUGAGGCUACAGCCAUUGCCAGUUAACGCGAAAGGCGGAGGGGAUUCGGAUCUGUUUCCGGGAGCGUUUUAUCUGACGGAUCAAGAGACUGCUGAUUAUUAUUGGAUGGUUGUCUUUAUUCCUUCCUUCAUUAUCUUCUUGGCUUCUGUUGCAUAUCUCGUGUCAGGAAUUAUUGUUGCAUACACUGCUCCAAAAAGACAUGGAUGCUUAAAGGUGGUUGAAAACAAUUAUUGUGCUUCAAAAAGAGGUGGUGUUCGUUGUCUAUCCAUUCUGAAUGCUGUCUUCGCGAUCAUCUUUGGUCUUCUUGCAUUGUUUCUCGGUUCAAGCCUCUUGACACUAGGGAGUAGCUGCUCUGUACCUCUGUUUUGGUGCUAUGAGAUUGCAUCUUGGGGCCUGGUCAUUUUAUAUGCAGGAACUGCCUUCUUUCUAAGAAGAAAAGCAGCUGUAGUUCUUGAUGAAGGUGACUUUGGUGGUCGGAACCUUGGUUUGGAAAUGUUGGAAGCAAAUCCCUUGGAAGUCACACCAGAGGUUGAACAUCGUGUUAAUGAAGGUUUUAAGGCAUGGAUGGGAUCAUCUUUCUUAUCCUCUGAUGAAGAAGAUGAACCUGAGGGUUAUCAGGAAGUGCCACCUCAACUUGGUCGUAAUGCUUCUAACAGGCUAAGACUGUGAUAUUUAGUCUAGCAUUCUGGAGGACAAGUCCUUGGCAAAUCUUCCACGAUUUCAGCGUCAGAAGAGGGCGGACUGCAAUUUUGGAUCAAAGCAUUAGCUUAGUCAUGGUUUGACUGAUACUGUAACACUAAUCAGUGCUAAUUCUAAAGUUUCAAAACUUUGUGGGUUGAUCGUCUUUAGUUAUCUUCAUAGUUUGUGAAUAGUUUACCAUAGUGUCCCUUCAUUGUGAAGAUUCGGGCAUUUAGUGCUUUUUUAUUUCUUUUUUAGGCAUAGCUUUUGUACUUAAUUCUAAAAUUCACUGAUGACGGAUAAAAAUAUGCUCUGUUUUUCCUUUUAACUUUCAUUUUUUUUUUUAA